Molecule: messenger RNA, 1491 nt
Organism: Neltuma alba
Lineage: Eukaryota; Viridiplantae; Streptophyta; Magnoliopsida; Fabales; Fabaceae
Exons: 1
Coding region: 1-1491 (496 amino acids)
Molecular function (GO): zinc ion binding; nucleic acid binding
Source: RefSeq, a predicted model, not a curated record
AUGAAGAAAAACAAUGCUGGUAAUGAGGAUUCUUACUAUCGUCGGUUCAAGGAUGACAAAGAUUGCUCUUGUUCUACCAAGAGAAAAUCUCACUAUCGUCGGUUCAGAUAUCCAAAGAAUUCUUACUCCAGGAGAAGAUCCAGAAAGCCUUUCCUGAGAUACUUCAGGAGGCGCAGACCUUAUUCAAAGAAAUCUGACAGGUGCUACAUAUGCAAGAAAAAGGGGCAUUUUGCAAAAAAUUGUCCUAACAAGACAAAAAAGGAUGUCAAGAUGCUAGAACACUUGCAGACUGUUCUUAUGAUCAAUGAAGAUGAAGAUAUAGAAUCUGUGAUCGAAGAACAAGAUGCUCAGAAUGAAGAAACACAAUAUGUUCUUCCUUACUCUGAGGAUGAAGAAACUGAUUCUGAAUCCUUUUCUCAGGAAGAUGAUAGUCCUCAAAGGUAUUUAUAUUCCUUUGAACAGCCUGUGCAUCCGUCUUCUUUCCUUGGUUCCGUGGCUUCUCAGCCAGAACACAACAAAAUCACUCCUAAGCCAAAUGUCAAAAUUCAUAUCCUUCCAGGAAGAUAUGAAAAGCCAAUUCCUGUUAUUGCUUUUAUUGAUACUGGAGCAUGCAGAACCAUCAUGAACCCUGAUAUUCUUCCCCCUGAAGCAUGGAUCCCUUGUGAUCAAUUUUUCCUUACUGCUAAUUCAAAGCCCUUCAAGAUUGAAUGGAUAACUCGCAGGAAGAUUGGUAUUCAAUUCUUUCCAGGAUGUGUUCUAUGGAUGAAAGUUCUUGGUAGUGAUCUCCCGGGGAAAGAUAUUCUUAUUGGAUUUGAUGCUUAUAAUCAUACUAGGAAUCUUCAAGUCUUGCCUAAAGGAAUUAGAUAUAAAAGUUUCUUUAGUGCAUAUACUGAAGUUCCUAAUCUCUUUGAGAUCCAACAGGCACCACCAGGAUAUGAAGAUAUUCGAGAUCAUCUUCUCAAGUUUUGUGCUGAUAAUCAUCAACAGUUCUCUCAUCCAUUUCCAUUAUGGAAAAACCAAGAAUUUUUCAUAAAACUCCCCUUCAAGAAGAAUGAAGACAUCAGCCCCACGAAAGCCUCUCAUCCAGGAAUGAAUCCAGAAGAUCUCAAGCUCGCCAAAGAGGAAUUUGCUGCACUACUCAAACAAGGCCUUAUUGAACCAACAAAAUCUAAUUGGGCUUGCCAGGCAUUCUAUGUUGAAAAAAGAUCAGAAAUUAAAAGAGGGAAGAAAAGGUUAGUCAUUGACUAUAAGCCUCUUAAUAUUUUCCUUCAAGAUGACAAAUUCCCUUUACCAAAGCCCAGUUCACUUACAGUCCAUCUUAGAGAUGCAAAAAUCUUUUCCAAGUUUGAUCUUAAAGCAGGAUUUUGGCAAUUGGGUAUCCACCCAGAAGAUCGACCCAAAACUGCCUUCUGUAUUCCAAACGCCCAGUACCAAUGGACUGUCAUGCCAUUUGGGCUUAAGGUCGCCCCAUCACUGUUCCAAAGGCCAUGA